Messenger RNA from Mollisia scopiformis, 366 nucleotides. RefSeq lists its product as uncharacterized. Lineage: Eukaryota; Fungi; Ascomycota; Leotiomycetes; Helotiales; Mollisiaceae. The transcript has a single exon. The record is from RefSeq and is a predicted model, not a curated record. The coding region runs from base 1 to 366 and encodes 121 amino acids.
AUGUCAUUUACUGUACUCUACGCCUGCGUCGGUGUAGGGACAGUCGCAGUAGUUCUCUUCGUCGUACUGUCCCUCACAGCUCCGCUUGUCCUAGAGAUCGGCUAUGGAAUUAUUGGCGGCCUUUUAGUCUUGGGUGGGAUCGGGUGGAUCUUGUACAGAAACAGUGAUUCGAUCGGUGAUUGGUGGCAAGCCUUCAGAGAUCGAAGGCAGGCCGAAAGGGAUGCGAGGAGAGUAAGGAGGGAGACGCUAAGACAGGAGGAAGAGACUCGGCGUGCAGUUGAACUGGAAGAAAGAAGAGUGAGAGCUGGGGUCAUUGCUGUUGAAGCGAUUUCGUCAGGAGAAGCGAUGAAUGGAACGAAUUCGUGA